ACUAAUCAUGUUGCUGCACAGAUUUAAUAUCGCUAAACCUGUCACGCAAAGCACUCUAUAACACAUGGCAGACAUUCUGAUGUUCAAAGUGCGUUAAAACAUUUUAUAUACAGACAGUCGUUUUUCAUUACGCUAUUGUGAAGCGUUCGUCCUCUUCUUUAAAGAUUGUCCUUUAGCGCUUCCCGUACCUGCGGGGGACUGUAAUCGCCAUGUUUAGUAACGGCAGCACUUGCAGUUCUGUAUUAUAAAAAUAUACUUUGAAAUGUGGCGGAGGCGUGACUCAAGCACGCAAGAGUUAUGUAGUGCAUGGAAAUAAUUGUUUUUGGCAGCAUGCAGAGGGAUGUAGGCAGUUUUCCCUUGGCACCCGCCUUGAGGGUAAAAUUGAUCGCUACAGGCUUCCGUACAGUGGAGACUAUCCUUGAGUUCAAUGCUGUGGAGUUAAGCAAAGAAGCUGGUAUCUCUAAUGAGGAGGCUUUGGAAGUUCUACAAAUUGUAAAAGGAGAAGCACAAAGCAGCUCAUCAUGUCAGAUAAUCCAAAAGCACACAGCAUUCGAUCUGCUUGGGCAGGAACAAUCUCAGGGAUUUGUUAUAACAUUCUGUUCAGCUCUGGAUGAAAUCUUAGGUGGAGGAAUCCCAGUAGCCAAGAUUACAGAGAUCUGUGGUGUACCUGGUGUGGGGAAGACACAAUUAUGUAUGCAACUAGCAGUGGAUGUUCAGAUCCCAGAAUGUUUUGGAGGUGUUGCUGGUGAAACUGUUUUUAUUGAUACAGAAUGCAGCUUCCGAUUAGAGAGGCUAAUGGAUAUCGCUAAUGCUUGUGUUCAACACUGCAAUCUUAUUGCGCAGGGUCACCAAGAUAAGGAUCAUAUUAAGGCUAUGCAGACCUUUACUCUCAAUGAAAUUCUAUCACAGAUUUAUUACUUCAGUUGCCACGAUUAUAUUGAGCUUCUAGCACAAAUAAACUUACUUCCAGACUUUCUUUCCAGUCAUCCAAAGGUAGUAUUAACAAACCAGAUGACUACGAAGAUUGGGCCCAGUGAUUCAAAGUUGGUACCUGCUUUAGGAGAAAGCUGGGGACAUGCAUCUACCAUUCGUUUAGUACUCCAUUGGAAAAGCAAACAAAGGUUUGUAACACUGUGUAAAUCUCCAAGUCAGAAAAAGGCUACUGUACCAUAUGGAAUCACGUCUCAAGGUUUUCGAGAUGCUGAAAUUGCAGAACCUGAAGCGAAUGCACUUAUACCUGCAUCUAACCCACGCAAGCGUCCUCGAGUUGAUGAUGAGGUUUAACCAUAUUGCAUUUUGUGUCUCAAGAGCACCACCAUUAUAUCAUUAUGGAUGUAAAUAUUUGAGAAAUAUUUUUGAAAAAUAAAAUGUAUUUUUACAAUUUGGCUGACA
Molecule: messenger RNA, 1392 nt
Organism: Xenopus tropicalis (tropical clawed frog)
Lineage: Eukaryota; Metazoa; Chordata; Amphibia; Anura; Pipidae
Gene: rad51c
Product: RAD51 paralog C
Exons: 8
Coding region: 307-1284 (325 amino acids)
Biological process (GO): DNA repair
Cellular component (GO): nucleus; perinuclear region of cytoplasm; mitochondrion
Molecular function (GO): ATP-dependent DNA damage sensor activity; ATP binding; DNA binding
Source: RefSeq, a predicted model, not a curated record